UAAAAGUGAAACGUAUAUGCAAACACAAAACUCAAAUGAUACAGUCAAGCUUUAGACGUUAAUAAAUAAAAAGUAAAAGCAUGAACGUCCCACAAUUUUAAAUCUCCUUGUAUUGGACUUUUGAUUUUCCGUAUAAACUUCGUUAAUCUAUUAUCUAGAGUAGAUUUAUUUUACUUGUAAACUAAAAUCAAAUGUUUUUGACGACUUGGUGGGAUAUAUUCAUAUAUAUAUAAGGCAUGCAUGUUUCUCACGCAGCAUUGCUCAAUCCACAAAAGUAAAAAAAAACAAAAACACACACACGAACAUUUCUAUUUGAGAAAAAAAAAAAUGAAAGGUCUUUUGCAUUUUCUUUUAGCUAAAAUCAUUUUGUUGGCUUUAGCAUCUUCGUUUGUAUAUUGUUACGACCCAUCCUCUCUUCAAGACUACUGUGUUGCCACCAACGAAACUAAUGGAGUUUAUGUAAAUGGAAAGUUCUGCAAAGAUCCAAAAUGUGUAACGACGAAUGAUUUCUAUACUUCCGGCUUAAACGUCCCCGGAAACACCAGCAUCGGUCCCGGCUCCAAAAUCACCGUCGUGGAUGUCGAAAGAAUGCCUGGUCUCAACACUCUUGGGGUGGACAUUGCCCGCUAUGACUUCGCCCCGGGUGGUCUAGACCCACCUCACACACACCCGCGUGGCAGCCAGAUCUUCUUAGUCAUGAAGGGCAAGCUUUUCGUUGGAUUUGUGUCGUCGAAUGAAUACAACUACACGCUCUUCACCAAAGUUCUUUAUCCGGGAGAUGUAUUUGUGUUUCCCAAAGGUUUGAUACAUUUUCAUGCGAAUUUUGGGAAGACAAAUGCGGUUGUGAUUUCUGCGGCUGGGAGCCAAGAGCCCGGUAGGAUCAUAAUAGGUGAUGCGGUUUUCGGAUCGAAACCUUUGAUUGAUCCCAAGGUUUUGGCUAAAGCUUUUGCGUUGGACUUGAACAAAGUGAAAUAUCUUCAGGCAGUGUUUUCUUGAUUUUUUUUUUUUUUUGUGAACCAGGCAGUGUUUUCUUGAUGACAUACGUAAUUAUAUAGCCUACGAGAAUAAUGAUAAAAUAUAGAUAACUAGUGUAGUGGAUCGUGCUUUGCACGGCCUAAAUACCAAACGUUAGAGAUGGUAAGAACUAUAAUGUAAUAGCACAACAUAGCUCUAUAUCAGUCUCAUCACUUAUCCUUCUUCUAAGUAAAUCUUAAC
Molecule: messenger RNA, 1215 nt
Organism: Arabidopsis lyrata subsp. lyrata
Lineage: Eukaryota; Viridiplantae; Streptophyta; Magnoliopsida; Brassicales; Brassicaceae
Product: germin-like protein subfamily 1 member 4
Exons: 2
Coding region: 241-996 (251 amino acids)
Cellular component (GO): cell wall
Molecular function (GO): manganese ion binding
Source: RefSeq, a predicted model, not a curated record